This is a messenger RNA of Varanus komodoensis (Komodo dragon), 1743 nucleotides long. RefSeq names its product peptidase inhibitor 16 (gene PI16). The transcript has 5 exons. Lineage: Eukaryota; Metazoa; Chordata; Lepidosauria; Squamata; Varanidae. The record is from RefSeq and is a predicted model, not a curated record. Gene Ontology annotation, cellular component: extracellular region. Bases 340 to 1743 code for a protein of 467 amino acids.
GGCUGGAUUUUAUGGUUAGUGCUGUGUUUAAGCAUCAGGUUGCAGCAGCAUGGUGCUAAACCAGGUUCCUUUAACUGGGGAAAAGGAAUGCAUGCAUAGGUUUCAUGCACACAAUUGAUUUCAUCGCAUGGGCAUGGCUUGCCUGACAGUCCCUUAAGGACCAUUAUUCUUUCAUUCUUCUGUGAGAUGGGUGUGUUCCCUCUAUGGCUCUGAAAGGCAUUCUAGUAAAAAGAUAAAUUUCCUCCUUGCGAUCCUUGGGCUUUGGGUGUUCCUUAUUCUGGGAAGGGAUUUAAAGCUGUCUGCCAGACCCGUGGGCUGUUACAACAAGACAGUGCCACAAUGCUGAGCUCAGGCCUGCGAAUUCCCCUCCUCCCCCUUCUUCUCCUGUUGCUCACACUGAUGAAGCUGAGCUGGUCCCUUACAGAUGAGGACAAGAAGCUGAUCGUGGACCUGCACAAUCACUACCGUUCUAAGGUCAUUCCUCCAGCUGCAAACAUGCUGAAACUGAGCUGGGAUCCAGAACUGGAAGCUUUUGCCAAAGGCUAUGCAGCAAAGUGUAUCUGGGAACACAACAAGGAGCGUGGCUGGCGUGGUGAGAACCUCUUUGCCAUGUAUGGAGACUUGAAUGUGACGACGGCAGUGGAACAGUGGUACGACGAGUACAAAUAUUAUAAUAUGACCACAUUAACAUGUAAAGAGGGAGAGAUGUGUGGUCACUACACGCAGGUGGUCUGGGCAACUACUGAGCAUGUUGGCUGCGGGAUGCAGUUCUGUAAAACCCUGCAAUUUCUGAACGAUACAGACAUGUAUUUGCUAGUCUGCAACUAUGUGCCCCCGGGGAAUGUAAAAGGAAAUAAACCAUACAAAGAAGGAGCUUCAUGUUCCAUGUGCCCAGAUGGCUAUUCCUGUAAGAAAUCUCUCUGUGAAUCCAGUGUUGAUGCACAGACAACGACUGAGUCCACUACUGAUGAUGCAGAAAUAGACACAGCAUCUCCUGACCCAACAAGAGUAGAACCAGCUUCUGACCUGACUGCAAGCCCUACUCUGCAACUCACCAAAACACCUUCAGCAACAAGAUUACCAGAGACUGUCAAAACCAGCACAGAAGAACCAUCUCAGGACUCUACAGCCAAAGGGCCAACCUCUUACCUAGCACCAACUUCAGACCUGGACCUUAGCACUUCUCCAAACUUGCAGGCGGAAGCGGUGGUGACGACUGCCUCCUUGGUGAUAACAACUAGUGGCUUAUCUUCAUCCAAAGCUCCCACAGACAAUUUGGAGCAGCCCCCAACUACCGUGAUGCCACCGCCUCUCACCACAAAGCCACGCUCCAGGCCUAAAACACCCUCCACCAUUCAGCCAAUCCCCAGGCUUCCUUCCACCUCCAGGCAUCCCUUUCACAGGAAUUUCACCUUCCCUAAGAAGCCUUCUCUUUCCAGAAAAAUUCCAUCCCACCGUUUGUCAGCUUAUGCCAAAGCAAUAAAGGGGACAAACAAUGCCAUUCAGUCCUCUGCAGGUAAGGCAGCUUCAAUGUCUGUUUGCCUCCCCUGCCUUGGAUGUAAACGCAUUAGCCACGCCGAUGAAAUAAAGGCUGCGCUGAAAGAGCUGACCUUCAGGUACCCCUACGCUCCUUGCUUUUCUCCGCUCCCUCGCUGGCAGAGGCACAGCAAGUGCAGCUCGUGCGGGCACACCUGGGGCAACGCACUCAGGAAGGCCAGGCCUUAUUGGCUCAACAGUUUAUAG